AGUUCAGUCCUUUUCUUAAAAUCAUGAAAGAUCAUACUCAUUGAUGGUGCCAAUUGAACAUCUCGUUGAAUACCCACCAUUCAGUUUUCACAUUGGUUCCAUGCAAGUUGCAACACAAUGUUCAGAAACCCAAAACCAUGUGUUCCACUCUUUCACCAUCUUUCCAGAUUCAGAAUCACACCCAAUUCCCUCUGUCCAAUCCCUCCUUUCCUCGUACCAUCGAACAACCUCUCCACUGAUUCCACAGACACAAACCCGACAACAUCUGUUCCCAUCGAUGCGGGCUCUUCGAACCGCAAACCCGUUAGUUUAUGGCCCGGCAUGUUCCAUUCCCCUGCCAUACACGCUCUCUGGGAAGCCAGAUCCUCCAUUUGCGAAAUCCCCCCUUUAACCAAUGCCACUGCCUAUGCCCCCUCUGCUCCCAAAACACCCUCUCAAAGCAGGACUAGCGUCUUCUACAACUUCUCCUCUGAUCACAUUCUUCGCGAGCAGUAUAGGAACCCAUGGAAUCACAUCAGAAUGGGCAAGCUCGUCGAGGAUUUUGAUGCUCUAGCUGGCACCAUUGCCUUCAAGCACUGUUCUAAUGAAGAUGGAACAACAAGGCCCCUUCUAUUGGUCACUGCUGCCGUUGACAAGAUGGUUCUUAAUAAGCCAAUCCAUAUUGAUGCUGAUUUCAUCAUUGUUGGUGCUGUUACCUGGGUUGGCCGCUCAUCCAUGGAGAUUCAACUGGAAUUGACUCAGUCGGCACAAGGGAAUACCAACAUCUCAAACUCACCUGCACUUGUAGCUAACUUCACCUUUGUGGCUCGUGACUCCAUCACUGGUAAAGCAUCCCCAAUUAACCAGAUAUCACCUGAAAGUGAACAAGAAAGAUUACUCUGGGAAGAAGCAGAAGAGAGGAACAAGUUAAGGAAAAAAAGAAAAGAACAAAAACAUGGAGAGAGUGGAGACACUGAUAGGCUCAAUGAACUAUUGGCCGAAGGGCGUAUCUUCUGUGACAUGCCAGCAUUGGCCAACAGAGAUAGCAUCCUCAUGAAGGAUACUUGCCAACAAAACUCUUUUAUCUGUCAGCCGCAGAAAAGAAACAUCCAUGGUCGUAUCUUUGGGGGAUUCUUGAUGAGAAGAGCGUUUGAACUUGCCUUUUCAACUGCUUAUGCCUUUGUUGGUGCAGCACCUCAUUUCUUAGAAGUUGAUCACGUUGAUUUUUUUAAACCUGUGGACGUCGGAAAUUUUCUUCGUCUAAAGUCUUGUGUUCUGUACACAGAACGUGAGAACACAGCUGAGCCCUUGGUGAAUGUAGAAGUUGUUGCACAUGUGACAAAGCCUGAGCACCGCUUAAGUGAGGUAUCUAACAGAUUCUACUUCACAUUUGGUGUUGAUCCUGAGGCCGUUAAAAAUGGGUUGAGGGUUCGAUGUGUUGUUCCUGCUAAAGAAGAGGAAGCACGAAAGGUGCUUGAACGCAUGGAUGCUGAGAACUUGAGUUUGGUAAAAAAAGAUGGUAAUUUUGAAGUGGUCAAGGAAAACAAGUGUAUAGAGAAAACGAAUUUAUGAUAGAGUACUUGUAGAACUUUCGUACGUAGUUGUGGAUUGAACUACAGAGCGAAAGUCAAUUGCGCAAGCUAUAUUCAUUCGAUCUGGAAUUUGAAGUUUCUUUUCCAUUCAUGUUUUGGAGUUAACAAGUUACCAACAGGUAACGCCAUUCUCAAACCUCUGAAAUGAAUAAUAAAUAAUCGCACUUUUCGUAGUCUA
Molecule: messenger RNA, 1749 nt
Organism: Cajanus cajan (pigeon pea)
Lineage: Eukaryota; Viridiplantae; Streptophyta; Magnoliopsida; Fabales; Fabaceae
Product: acyl-coenzyme A thioesterase 2, chloroplastic
Biological process (GO): acyl-CoA metabolic process
Molecular function (GO): fatty acyl-CoA hydrolase activity
Source: RefSeq, a predicted model, not a curated record